This is a messenger RNA of Magnolia sinica, 1003 nucleotides long. RefSeq lists its product as uncharacterized. The transcript has 2 exons. NCBI's taxonomy places the organism in Eukaryota, Viridiplantae, Streptophyta, Magnoliopsida, Magnoliales, Magnoliaceae. Bases 506 to 913 code for a protein of 135 amino acids. The record is from RefSeq and is a predicted model, not a curated record. Gene Ontology annotation, molecular function: ubiquitin-protein transferase activity.
UUCAGAGAAUUUUCCACCUUUGGAUUUGAGCUUCAAUUCAAUGGGAAGAGGACACAGUGGGAAUUUUAAGGGGUUUAUAAGGUCUUGAAUAGUAGAAUAGAAGGGGGUAUUUGUAAUUUCUUGUGAGUGGAUUUUUGGCACUCUGUUGAAGAAGGAGAAGGUGAAUGCAAUGGAUGUUGAAAGUUUUGUUUUUUCGAAGGAAGAUCGGAAGUAAUGCUCGAUUUGCUUGGAAUGCAUGGUUAAUGGAGGGGAGAGAUCGAUCGCGAAGCUCCAAUGCGGGCAUGAAUUCCAUUUAGAUUGUAUUGGUUUUGCAUUUAAUGCAAAGGGAGCAAUGCAAUGCCCAAACUGUCGGAAAGUUGAAAAAGGCCAAUGCCUGUAUGCGAAUGGAUGCCGCUCUUUUACUGAACUUAAUGUUGAUGAGUUGGUGAAUGAAGACCUCUAUAUAUGAUCUGUGAGCUAUUCUGAGCUGCCACUUGGACUUCCAUGGUGUCCUGUCCGUGGAUUUAUGCAACUGGCAUCAUGGUUUGAGGAACGCGAGCCCCAGCUAAAUACCUAUCCUGAUCUUCUUGGAAGCACAGUAUUUGGGGACCAUCCAAAUGCUCCAAGUGGGACACAUGUGUGCCCGUAUCUUACUCUCCAUGGGUUUCCUCAUGCUAUACAUCCCAUGCCUUCAAAUUCUGCUGAUGCCAUCCCCGAUUCUGCCUUAUUUAUUCGGCAUGCAACUGGAUUAGGUGGAUCAUCAUCAAGCAAUGUAUUUAAUUCUCAUGGUUUUUCUGCAUCAGAACCGCAUCACCACAAUUGGCAGGAGGCUUCUGUUCCUUUUCCAGUGUCUGGUGGUUCAGUAAACAACACAGAGCAGCCUGCAUCGCAAUUGGGUGCAAGGUUAUCAAGGAAUGACUCAAGUGGUCCGUAGAGAACAGGCUCAUAUGUUCAACCCCUUCCUUUUAUUCAUGGGAACCCACAAGAGAGUGAUAGUAUCGGACGGCAUUUUGAUCGGUUUUAU